ACGGGAGGGAGGGGGAAGAGGGACCAGACUCUUAUCAGACAUCGAUGGAGACAGACAUGUUGUGGGUAGCUGGGACGGUGAUGAUUGCUUCCGUCCUGAUCUUAUCGAGCCCUCGACUCUCGACGAAUGAAGCAUAUAUCAAUCAGCCGUGAAUCACGCCGGUUCGCAUUACACACAUCUGCCUUGGUACACACCAGCUGUUUCGCUUGACCAUCCUCCACGCAGCCAUGUCUCCAACAGCGCAUCCCCUAGACCCCCUCUCUCCUCAGGAGCUCAGCACUGCCGCCCACAUUGUCAGGACAGCGCACGCAGCCAUCGCCCCUCUUCACUUCCAGGCCAUUUCUCUCCUCGAGCCGCGAAAGGCUGAACUCUCCGCAUGGCUCGCGGACCGAUCCAGGGGCCCUCGGCCAGCGCGCGUCGCUGACGUGACGGUCAUCGCGGCCGAGGGCAAGGUGUACGAUGGCUUCGUCGACCUCAAGAGCGGCAAGAUCACAAAGUGGGAGCAGCUGGAUGGUCUCCAGCCGAUUAUCACACUCGAGGAGCUCCAGAACGUGGAGGAAAUCUGUCGCCAAGACCCCAAGGUCAUUGAGCAAUGCAGGAUCAGCGGCAUCCCCGCGUCAGACAUGCACAAGGUGUACUGUGACCCGUGGACCAUUGGGCACGACGAGCGCUACGGGAACGCGACGCGUCUGCAGCAGGCGUUGAUGUACUACCGGCCCAACGUGGACGACUGCCAGUACCAGUACCCGCUCGACUUCUGCCCCAUCUUCGACUCCAACCAGCAGAAGAUUGUGGCCAUUGACAUCCCCAGCGUCCGGCGCAAGGUGCCGCGGGAGGGACGGAGCAUCAACUACCACGUCGAGGGCGUCGAGGCCCAGGGGGGCUUCCGGGAGGAGCUCAAGCCCAUCAACAUCACCCAGCCCGAGGGUGUCUCCUUUACCAUCCAGGGGCGCGAGGUGGAGUGGCAGAACUUCAAGUUCCACAUUGGCUUCAACUACAGGGAGGGCAUCGUGCUCAACGACAUUCGGUUCGUGGACAAGGGUGUCGAGCGGCCCAUCUUCUACCGCAUGUCGUUGGCCGAGAUGGUCGUGCCCUAUGGCAAUCCCGAGCACCCCCAUCAACGCAAGCACGCGUUCGACCUGGGUGAAUACGGCGCCGGAUACCUCACCAACAGCCUCGCCCUGGGCUGCGACUGCAAGGGAACUAUCCACUACCUAGACGCGGACUUUGCCCGUCGUGACGGCGGCGUCCGCCACAUCAAAAACGCCAUCUGCAUCCACGAGGAGGACGCGGGCAUCCUAUUCAAGCACACCGACUUCCGGGACGACUCGACGAUUGUGACGCGGGCGCGCAAGCUCGUGGUGCAGCAGAUCUUCACGGCGGCCAACUACGAGUACGCAAUCCAGUGGAUCUUCCACCAGGACGGCACGAUCCAGCCCGAGAUCAAGCUCACCGGCAUCCUCAACACGUACGUCAUGGCCGAGGACGAGGACACGCACGGCUGGGGCACGCAGGUCUACCCGGGCGUCAACGCGCACAACCACCAGCACCUCUUCUGCCUGCGGCUGCACGCCAACGUCGACGGGCCGCACAACACCGUCUUCGUCUCGGACACGGUCGCCUCGGACGCGCCCGUGGGCAGCCCGGCCAACAAGUACGGCAACACCUUUUACGCGCGCCGGACCAAGCUCGCGACCGAGGGCGAGGCGCGGACCGAUUACGACGGGGCCACGAGCCGGACGUGGGAGAUUUGCAACACGAACCGCCUGCACCCCUACAGCGGCAAGCCGAGCAGCUACAAGCUCGUGAGCCGCGAGGUGCCCGGCCUGCUACCCAAGGAGGGCUCGCUGGUGUGGAAGCGCGCGGGCUUUGCCAGGCACGCCGUGCACGUCACGAAGUAUCGCGACGACGAGCUCUGGCCUGCGGGCCGCCACGUACCGCAGACAGACGGGGAGCCAUCGAGCGGGCUGCCGGCGUGGAUCGGCGACGGCACGACGUCCAUCGACAACACGGACAUUGUGCUCUGGCACACGUUUGGGGUCACGCACAUCCCGUCGCCCGAGGACUUUCCCAUCAUGCCGGCCGAGACGAUGACGCUGCUGCUGCGGCCGCGCAACUUCUUUGCGAGCAAUCCGGCCAUGGACGUGCGGCCGUCGUACUGCAGCACGCCGAGCCAGGUCGCCCACGGGGGCAGGGCAGAGGUGGACGCGCGGGACGAGGCGAGUCGUCUGGCGUUUGCGGGCGGCUCGUGCUGUGGGAAGGCCAAGCUGUGAGGGACUAAUAGUGGUGGAUGCGAUGGCAGGGAGCAACAACCAGAGCAGAGUGGACGCCCUGGUGAAUCGAAGCCCUGUGUGACAGUUAGACUGUGACAGUAC
Molecule: messenger RNA, 2375 nt
Organism: Emericellopsis atlantica
Lineage: Eukaryota; Fungi; Ascomycota; Sordariomycetes; Hypocreales; Bionectriaceae
Product: copper amine oxidase
Exons: 5
Coding region: 228-2273 (681 amino acids)
Biological process (GO): amine metabolic process
Molecular function (GO): copper ion binding; quinone binding; primary methylamine oxidase activity
Source: RefSeq, a predicted model, not a curated record